UUAUCUAUUGCAAAUUCUUGAUCGUGUUACUCCAGCUUAAGGAAGGUUUUCUUUUCACUGCAGUUUUUUUUGUUUUUCCAUUUUAAAUUUAAUUACACUAUGCAGCUAGAUAACAAGGACAAGCAAUCUGGCAAUGAACCAAAAUCGUCUAAGGAUGUUCCAGUUCGGAUAAUCUUGGUGUUUCUUUUAAUAACUACUGUUACUGCUGUGUUAUUAGAAUUUGGGAUUCCGGAUAACAGAUUAUGGAAAACUGAAAAAAUCGUUGAAGUACAGCCCUCGGAAGCAUCUGAAAUUAAUUAUUACAAGUUUGCAAUAUAUCCUCCUUUCAAGCCCUCAGAGAAACAUCUUCAUCAUGUAAUAGAAAUAUUAGGACAAAUGGGAUAUAAACAAACCUCUAUGAAUAAUGAAAAUUGGAAUUUACUCUGGGCACAUGAAUACCCUUUUCUCAAAAUGGGAACAAGGAUAAGAAAUAUUUUAUCACGUCAAAUUGUUAAUCAUUUUCCUGGUAUAGGAUUCAUUACAAGCAAGGUUGAUCUAUCCACUGCUGCAUUUCCAUUCAUGCCUAAAGCUUUUCGUUUGCCAGAACAGCAAGCAGAAUUUUUAAAAUUUGCAAUGGAUAAUCCCGAUUCCAUAUUUGUGGAGAAAAACAAUAAACACAGAUCCAUUAAAAUUCGACCUUUGAAUUCUAUAAACUUGAACGCGUCUGACUGUUUCAUACAAGAAUAUGUUCAAAAACCUUUUUUGGUAGAUGGACACAAAUUCGAUGUAGGAGUUUAUAUAGUACUAACCUCGAUUGAACCAUUAAUAGUAUAUAUGUAUGAAGGAGACAUUUUGUUCCGUUACUGUCCGGAAAAAUAUUAUCCAUUCGAUGCGGAAAAUAUUAAUAAAUACGUCAUUGGAAAUGACUAUUUACCAACGUGGGAAGUUCCUUCUUUGAUCAAAUAUUUUGAAAGAUUUGGAGGAAGUAUGCGCUCUUCUUUCGAUGCAUACGUACGAGAUCAAUUUUUAGACCCAUCUGUAAUUUGGGAGCAAGUUGAAGAAAUUGUACGUCAGACCAUAUUAUCAAAAAAAAACAACAUUUUAAAAGCAAUGCAACCCUUUAAAACUGGAAAGUAUUUCGAACUCCUACGAUUUGAUUUAAUUGUUGAUGAUAAUUUACAAGUUUACCUCAUGGAGGUUAACAUGUCUCCUAAUCUUUCAUCGGCACAUUUCAAACCUAAUGCAUUGUUAUACCAACAAGUUUUAUACAAUGUUUUAAAUUUAGUUGGUGUUGGAUCACCUCUACGAAUUGAUAAAAGGAUUUUUGAUGAUGAAAAAAUAACAUCGGAUAAAAGUAUUGCGGUAAAUCUGAAUGAUUGUGCUAAAUAUGCCUGUCAUAAGUCCUGUAAUAAAUCUGAAUGUGAUCUCUGUUUAUCCUGCUUGAAAGCUUCGGAAGUUAAUAUAUUAAAAAAGGCACAUUAUGAACAUUUACAUAAAAUGGAAAUGAAGAGAAUAUUUCCAAAAGCAAUGGUAAGUUAAAGAUGAAUAUGAACCGGUUCAAAUGCAGAAUGCUAUGAUUGGCCGGUACGCAAUAGUAUACAUACUUGCAUACAUAUGUAAAUGUGUACGUAAAUUAUGGGCACGAUUCCGAUUACUUUGGCGAUCGGGUAAAAAAGCGAAUUUCGGUAUAAAUGCGGUAUGUACGGAUAUGUGAUCUUCGCCAGAGGAGGAAUAUGAAAAUAAUAAUGUUGCUAACAAGUAUAUUUCUUUUUAAAUUUCCUGAUUAAAAAAUCAAAAAAUUUUAUUAUUAAGAGGGUAUUCUGGUCUAGAAGGGCACGAUUCCGAUUACUUUGGCGGAGGGGUAAAAAAAACCGAAUUUCCGUAUAAAUGGGUUAUGUACGGAUAGGGAAGCUUCUCCAGAGGAGGAAUAUCCAAAAAUAAUGUAAAAAUUACUAAUAUUUUUUAAAAUAUUCACGAUUAAAAGUUCAAAAAUUUGCACUAAGAAAACAUGCUAUUUCUCUAUGUUUCACAAAAUUUUUUCACAUUUUUUACUUUGUGUAUUUAAAUACACACUCCAAGCUUUAAAAUAAGUUUACAUUUCACUGGUAUUUUGCUAUAUUUUACCUAAAUUUAUUAAUUUAAAAAUCACUUAGCACACUCAUCGUUAAAAAGGUUAGAUUGUUUACAAUUAUGAGGAAAACGAGCCUUACCACAUCUGAAAAAGUAAAUAUGUAGGAUUUUUAACAAUUUUUCUUUGUUUGUUUUAUCGCGUGAUUCUUUUUUCUAUAUUAACUAUACAAAAAUACUUUCUACAUAUGUAUAUGUGUAAUACGUAAUUUAUGUGACUGAAGUACUUUCGCGAAGUACUCCUUUCUGCGUUGGAGGCCGAGCGAAUACCCGGGGUGACUGAAGUACUUUCGCGUAGUACUCCUUUCUGCGUU
This is a messenger RNA of Bactrocera neohumeralis, 2420 nucleotides long. RefSeq names its product probable tubulin polyglutamylase ttll-15 (gene TTLL15). The record is from RefSeq and is a predicted model, not a curated record. Lineage: Eukaryota; Metazoa; Arthropoda; Insecta; Diptera; Tephritidae. Bases 100 to 1518 code for a protein of 472 amino acids. The transcript is spliced from 3 exons. Gene Ontology annotation, biological process: protein modification process.